Messenger RNA from Cordyceps militaris CM01, 2598 nucleotides. Its product is annotated as UDP-glucose,sterol transferase, putative. The record is from RefSeq and is a predicted model, not a curated record. Gene Ontology annotation, molecular function: UDP-glycosyltransferase activity; hexosyltransferase activity. Gene Ontology annotation, biological process: carbohydrate metabolic process. The transcript is spliced from 2 exons. The coding region runs from base 1 to 2598 and encodes 865 amino acids. Lineage: Eukaryota; Fungi; Ascomycota; Sordariomycetes; Hypocreales; Cordycipitaceae.
AUGUUCCGCACCAAGUCGACAGAGCCUGGCCAGCUCGUCCUCGAGCAGGGUCCGUCUGGCUCCGUGCUCGACGAUGGCCGCUUCAAGAUUCGCUUCCACAGCGAGGCGCAUUCUCUCGCCUCCUGGUAUCACGACCUCCAGAUGAAGCGCUCCUGCAAGCACCCUGCCAGCCGCCCGACCUCGCCCGAGGCCCUCAAGACGGAUCCCGCCGGAUUCCCCCCUCUCAACAUUGCCAUCCACAUUGUUGGCUCCCGCGGCGAUGUCCAGCCCUUUAUCCCCAUUGCCCAAAUCCUCUCCGCGGCUCCGUUCAACCACAGGGUGCGCAUCUGUACGCACCCCGUCUUUAAAGAUUUCGUCGAGGAGCAGGGCGUCGAGUUCUUCAGCAUUGGUGGUGACCCGGAAGCUCUCAUGUCAUACAUGGUCCGAAACCCGGGACUAUUGCCGAAUAGAGAGAGUGUCAAGGCCGGCGAUAUUGGCAAGCGCCGUGACGAGAUGGCGGAAAUCAUCAAUGGCUGCUGGCGCAGCUGUAUCGAGGCUGGCAAUGGCAUGGGCGAACCCGUCACCGCCGCCUUCGUAACGGACCCAAAGGAGCUCUUCAUCGCCGAUGUCAUCAUUGCCAAUCCGCCCUCCAUGGCUCAUAUUCACUGUGCCGAGAAGCUCGGCAUUCCUCUGCACAUGGUUUUUACCAUGCCCUGGUCCCCAACCGACGCCUUUGCCCAUCCUCUGGCCGCUAUGAACUACGGCGGAGCCGACAAAAAGAUGGCCAACUACAUUUCCUUCAUUAUGAUGGAGCUCCUCACAUGGCAAGGCCUCGGCGAUUUGAUAUCCAAAUUUCGCCACCAGAAGCUUGGUCUCGACCCCAUCAGCCCUCUUUGGGGCUUUCAUCUGCUCCCGCGUCUUCGGGUACCCUUCACCUACCUGUGGUCAAAGUCAUUGAUCCCUAAACCGAAGGACUGGGGUAACUACAUCAACAUUACUGGUUUCUCCUUUCUGCCCCUUGCUAGCUCAUACACGCCCCCCGACGACUUGACUGCCUUCCUGGCUGCUGGACCGGCACCAAUCUAUAUUGGCUUUGGUUCCAUUGUCGUUAAAAACCCUGCUGAGCUCAGUAAACUACUAUUUGCCGCGGUCAAGAAGGCUGGCGUACGGGCCAUCAUCUCCAAGGGCUGGAGCAAGGUCGGUGGCGACGACGUUCCCGACAACAUCUACCUAAUCGGCAACUGUCCUCAUGACUGGCUCUUCCAACACGUCUCUGCUGUCGUACAUCACGGCGGUGCCGGAACCACUGCUGCCGGUAUUGCUGCCGGCAGGCCGACCGUCGUCGUCCCUUUCUUUGGAGAUCAGGCUUUCUGGGGCCGGAUGGUAGCUCGUGCUGGAGCAGGUCCAGAGCCGGUCCCCUUCACCGAGAUGACAGUUGACAGCCUUGCGAAGAGCAUUACCACAGCCCUAACAGAUGAUGUACAAAAAGGUGCUCAAGAGAUGGCCAAGACCAUUGCCGCGGAGAAUGGAGCAGAAGAUACCGUGACUGACUUUCUCGAGCGUCUUGCCAGCGAGGAUAAGCUGCAGUGCGACUUGUGUCCGGGUCGGCUAGCUAUCUGGCUGCACAAAAAGACAGGCGCACGCUUGAGCGGAUUUGCGGCAGCCUGUCUAGCUGACAAGGGCAUCAUGACGCCUGAUCAAGCGAAGCUGAUCCACCACAAGAGUUGGUAUGUUGACGAGGGUGCCGAGCAUCCCUUGGUAGGCAUGGUUGCUUCGGCCACAGGCUUCGUCACAGCGGUCGCCAUUGCCUCUUCUGACUAUUCCAAAGCAUGGAAAUACCGGCCUAGCAAAGCAAGCGCCAAAAAAGAAACUGCAAGCGAGUCUUCAUUCGAACGGAAAGGAGCUGUUCCCGAGGACAAACCCCCGGCAAAUGGUGCGGCCCAUAUCAUAACCCCGUCGCAGAUGGAAAUUUCUGCCAAGAAAAUGGCAACAAAGUCCCUUCGCACCGUGUGGACUCCCCAGCCUCGAAUUGAACGCACACCAACCUUCCACGACAACUGCAAGGCGGAGUGGGAGGGGCAUGAGAAAGGUCGACACGGCCGCACGUGGUACCUUGCUCGUAAGACGAGCAGGUUCGGUGUCGAGCUUACCAAGGCAGGCCUCAAAGCACCCGUUGCCUUUUUCUGGAACACGGCCAACGGCUUCCACAACUUCCCCUCGUACGGCUAUGCCGGCAUCGAGGUGCGCCGCAGGGACGAGGUCAAGGGUUUCGGCAGCGGUGUCAAGGUUGCCGGCAAAGAAUUCGUUCUCGGUUUCUGGGACGCCUUUUCCGGCAUCAUCGUCCUGCCGUACAAGGGCACCAGAGACGAGGGUGCCAAGGGUCUCGGCAAGGGCAUUUGGCGCGGCGGCAAGGGCUUCUUCUGUGGCCUGGGCGCCGCCGUCUUUGGUCUUCCCGGCUACACUCUCAAGGGCUUCGAGAGGGAGCUUUCCAAGCGCCACCUCACCAAACUCAAGGCGGAAAUCCUGCUCAUCAGACUCCGCAAGUCGCUCCAGGAUUUCCGCGAGGCCACGGUGGAAGAGCGCGAGGCGGUGAUUGACGCAUGGAUGGCCAAAUACUAA